This is a messenger RNA of Hemicordylus capensis (graceful crag lizard), 2435 nucleotides long. Its product is annotated as zinc-activated ligand-gated ion channel-like. The record is from RefSeq and is a predicted model, not a curated record. Gene Ontology annotation, cellular component: membrane. Gene Ontology annotation, biological process: monoatomic ion transport. Bases 74 to 652 code for a protein of 192 amino acids. Lineage: Eukaryota; Metazoa; Chordata; Lepidosauria; Squamata; Cordylidae. The transcript has 3 exons.
GAGAGACUAAAACACUCUUUCCUCUUACCACGAACUCUGGUCUCUUUUGCAGUUAAAUGUAGAAAACACGGGCAUGCGAACCCUCCUUUCGCUGAUAGUGCCAAGUAUUGUACUGGUGGUAGCUGAUCUCUGCGGCUUCCUGAUCCCCCUCCAAGACAGAUUGUCCUACAUGAUCACCUUGUUACUUGCAUACCUGGUGUUUCAUUCCUCGCUGGUUGGCUCCCUACCAGGGUCCGCUUCCUGCAACCCUUUGCUGAGUUAUUACUACAUUGGUCUCUUGGUAUUACUGGUCCUUAGCACAAUUGAGACCGUCUUGGUGACAAAAUUAGUUGCAGACAACAAUAAUCUCUGGCUGAAGUGUGGAUUGCAAGAGGGAAAGGCCAGGGCUUCUACUAUCUUAGCUACAGACCCAAGUCAUCACCCAGAAGAUACCAAAGAUCCUAGGACAAAUGACUGCGGAACAAAAGAAGAGGGGUUGCCGCUGAAACAAGCUUCUGCCGCUUUGGACAGGCUCUUCUUCUUUGUCUACUUAGGACUAGCUGUUAUGUUUCAUGUCCUAUUUGCAGCCCUCUGGCUGUUUUGGCAUUGUGAAUCUGAGAAGCCUCCAGGAGAAGACCACCUAGAUGGAAUCAAGUGGGGAAACAGAGGAUAACACAAGGCCAUCCAUGUUAAAUAUUGUCACUUCUUGUACUCAGCUGGAGUUACGCACUUUUGCCCAUCCUCUAUCUGCAUAAAUCGCUUUGAUUUUAAAUACUGCACGUCUGUAUUACUGGACAAUGGAUUUUGUUCUUCAGUGGCUCAAGCCUAGUGGAGGUUAACAAAUAAUCAUGGGUGUAGCUAGGGGAGAAGGGGCCUGUGUUCACCCCUCUCUCUGGCGGCCCCUCGGAGUGAGGGAGAUAAUGAAGAAGAUAAGGAAGGGUGGCGCUGGGGGGCCCUCCGGAGCUUGGGGGCCCAGGUUCUUUGAACCCAUCCACUCAAUUAUAGCUACACCCCUGCAAAUAAUUAUUACUGCAGUUACAUAAGGCACCCCAUAUGGUUUCCAGGCAAAGGCACUCUUACCCUUGGACUUUGGGGCCAAAUUCCAGGGCCUCUACACCCCCUGCGGGCCCCUCCAAUCCUCAUUAGUCUGUCCUGGGUAGUGUGGUUUGUGCCCUCAAGAACCUACGUGUUAAAAAAAGUGAUGCUUAACUUGGGGGGGGGGGAGUUUCAAAAGGCCUUUAGGCCCAGGCUCCAAAAUUACCUAGGUGCACCACUGUUUCCAGGCAGUCUCCCUCCUAUCUAUGUAGCUUCCUGGCCCAGCCUUCAGCUUGUGCCUUCGAAUCAUUCUCUGAGGCAAUGAAAAAAGAAAGGGUGGAUUGAAAGAGGCAUUCUGAUACACUUUAGUUAGGACACAAAUGACCUCUCCUCCCUAAAAAUGUGGAGACUGCCCCAUUCAUAUUGAUCAAAUGCUCUGCCCCAGGAACGCCUGGAUGUGUUAUUCUUUGCUCUCUAUUCCCAGACAAGUAAAAACACUCUUAUUUAGUGCAGAUUUUCAUUGUCUUUAUGUAGUUUUAAAUGUUUGUCUCGAUUUCCUACUGUGUAUGGAUUGUUUUUAAAAUGCAAAUAAAACCACUGAAAAGUAAAUUGUGAAAGGUUUCUACUGAAAGGCAGUCUUUAUUGAUUUUACAAUAUUUAAUUACUUUGGCCAUCACAAAAUGAGCUCAGGGUAGCCCCAGGUUACUGAAAGGGCCUGCUUAUGGGGGAACUUCUGCAAGUGGUAGUCUUGAACAUUCAGGCUUUUGAAAGUAUCUAUAAAAGCAGCAUGAUUCUUUUUAUCACAAGGGGACCGUGGUUCAAGCGGAGACCAUACUGACUAGCCAAAAGCCAUGAAUAGUUAGAUAGCCAAGCAUCCAUCCUUUCAUUCUUUUAUACCACAGCAGGAACUUUUAAUCUGAAAGCCUGUAUGGUUCCAAACUAAAUACAAGCUUUGAAAAACACCAGCCAGAGUUACACCUACAAAAGAGAUGUCCUUUUGUGUAGUCAGUUUUGAGAUAUAUGUCAAGAAUUUAUUGUUCCUAUUCUACAUAAGUUCCCAGGUAGAUCUAAUGAUUUUUGUUGUUCUCUCCUACUGAUCUGUUCUCAGAUUUAAAAAACUAAAAUUUCUUAUAACAUUGCUAGAAUGUGGAGUUGCCUGCAGAUUUUGGAAGAGAUGUAUUGACCAAUCAACAUAGUAAUGUGUUAAUUACCUGGUUCUGUUGAUAAUUUGUUAAUAAUAAUAGGUUGCUGAUAUAUUGUUCUUUCUUGAUACUGUCUAGGAGUAGACUCUUUUUAGGUGAUGAUUUUACUAGUUGUGUGUGUGCGUGUUUGAUAUUAUCUGAUGUUUUAUUGUAGUAUUUCCAUUGUAUGUUUAUAACUACUUUUGGUCUGGUCGUUGACUGUAAUUAAAUGACUGACUG